CGAGAAAAUGGCGGCGGCGGCGGCGCCUUGAGCGGCGCGUCCCAGGCUGGACAAACGCUGCUCAGCUAUGGAGAAUGAACCCAGCACAACGACGUGUUCUGCACCCACCACGACCGUCACCACCAGCGCCACCUCCCGCCCGCCGCUGCCGCAGAUCUCCGUGUACAGCGGCUCCGACAGACAUGCUGUGCAGGUUAUUCAGCAGGCCUUGCAUCGUCCUCCUAGCUCAGCUGCUCAGUACCUCCAGCAGAUGUAUGCAGCCCAGCAGCAGCACCUAAUGCUGCAGACUGCUGCUCUGCAGCAGCAGCACUUAAGCAGUACCCAAUUUCAGAGUCUGGCAACUGUUCCACAGGCAAGCCUGUCAGGUGGGAGGCAAUGUACUUCCCCCACUGGGAGUGUCACUCAGCAGUCAAGCGUGUCGCAGACCUCGAUUAACCUCUCCACCUCUCCUACACCUGCACAGAUAAUCAGCCGCUCUCAGACCUCCAACACCACCAGCAGCAGCAUCACCCAACAGACGAUGUUGCUGGGCAGCACCUCUCCCACCCUGAGUGCCAGCCAGGCUCAGAUGUACCUACGAGCUCAGAUGCUUAUUUUUACUCCUGCAACCACUGUGGCUGCUGUCCAGUCUGACAUUCCUGUUGUCUCCUCAUCCUCCUCAUCUUCCUGUCAGUCUGCAGCUACUCAGGUUCAGAACUUGACGCUGCGCAGUCAGAAGCUGGGCGUGUUGUCAAGUUCCCAGAAUGGGCCACCAAAGAGCAGCAGCCAAACCCAGUCUGUGUGCCCCAGCAAGGCUGGCAGCAGCUCCAAGGGCAGCUCAGACCCCCCAGAAAGCAGCAGGAAAGGAGAGAGCCCCGCCCCAGAGUGCCGCAGCACGGCCGUCACACGCACCUCCAGCAUCCACCACCUCAUUGCACCAGCUUCAUAUUCUCCAUUGCAACCUCACUCUCUAGUAAAACAUCAGCAGAUCCCACUUCAUUCACCACCUCCAAAGAUCUCGCAUCACCAGCUGAUCCUGCAGCAGCAGCAGCAGCAGCAAGUGCAGCCGAUUGCGCUGCAGACUCCUCCGGGCCCGGAGCCGCCUCCAUCCCAGCACUGCCUGCCCCUGCCCAGCCCCGCGCCCAGCAGCGCCCCGUCCCACUGCUCCCCCAUCCACAUCCACCCUCCGCCGCUCACGCUGUCCCCCACCCCGUCCCAGUCAGCUCAGCAGUCGGUGGUGGUCUCCCCUCCGCCGUCGCACUCCCCGAGUCAGUCGCCCACCAUAAUUAUUCACCCUCAAGCCCUUAUCCAGUCCCAGGCCAGCUCCCUGGUGCCCGCGGCUCUGCAGGCCGAGCCGGCCGCUCCCCCGGCGGCCGCCGCCAACCCCGCGCGGCCCUCGCAGCCGCUCGGCCUCCCGCAGCCGCUGCCGCUGCCGCCCUCGCCCGCCGUGCACAUCGGGGCCGUGGAGCCGCCAGCCUUGGUGUCCCCGGGCCAGCAGCUCGUGUCCUCCGCGCCACACCAGCAGUAUCCAGCCCUGCAAUCCGCUCCCAUCCCUCUGGCGGCUCCGCCUCAGCUCUCGGCAUCCUCAACUCAGAUUCAACCGCUGCCCCUGCAGUCUGUGCAGUCUUUACAAGUGCAGCCUGAAAUUCUGUCCCAGGGCCAGGUUUUGGUUCAAAACACUUUGGUUUCUGAGGAGGAACUUCCCGCUGCAGAGGCUUUGGUCCAGCUGCCGUUUCAAGCUCUUCCUCCGCCACAGACCGUCGCAGUAAAUCUGCAGGUGCAGCCGUCGGUUCCGAUUGAAACUCCGGUGAUUUACCAAGUGGAGAAUGUGUGUGAAGAGGAGAUGCCCGAGGACUCAGAUUGUGUGCACAUGGCGAGAACACCCACACCACCCACCUUGUCCCCACCAGCCAUCACCUUGGGCAAUGGAGAGGCUCUCAAUUCAGAAGAUCCUUUGUCAGAACAUGGGGGACUGCCUUCAGUGACAUCAUCAGUCAGUGCCUCAGUAAUUAAAUCUCCAUCUGAUCCUUCCCAUGCCUCUAUUCCACCACCCCCUCUUUUGCUUCCAGCAGCAACGACAAGGAGCAACAGCACCUCCCUGCCCAAUAGCAUUCCCAGCCUAGAAAACAAACCUCCCCAGGCUAUUGUUAAACCCCAGAUCCUGACCCACGUCAUCGAGGGCUUUGUCAUUCAGGAGGGGUUGGAGCCAUUCCCUGUCAGUCGUUCAUCUUUGCUGGUGGAACAGCCUGCAGAGAAGAGAUUGCUGGUGGAGGGUCAGAUCAUGAGUGUGGUGUGUGUUGAAUCAGACUUGCAGAACACAAAACAUGCAGACAACUCCUCAGACACAGAGAUAGAGGAUAUGAUUGCAGAAGAGGGACUGGAUGAAAUUGAAAAUGAUCUUCUGAAGUGUGAAUUUUGUGGAAAAAUGGGAUAUCCCAAUAAGUUUCUGCGGUCAAAAAGAUUCUGCUCCACAUCCUGUGCCAAAAGGCACAGCCUUAGUUGCACUAAGAAAUUUGGGCUAUUUCCAUCAGACAAGACCAGUCGUUGGAAUCGGAAGUCAGAUAGCCAAAGUCUUGGGCGGCGCGGGCGUCGGCCGAGCGGCCCUGAGGGGGCGUCACGAGAUCAUUUUCUUAGACAGCUUCCAAUUACUUAUCCAUCUGCAGAAGAAGAUCUGGCUCCUCACGAGGACGCUGUUCCGACGGCCAUGACCACGCGCCUGCGGAGGCAGAGCGAGAGGGAGCGGGAGCUGCGGGAGCUGAGGAUGAGGAAAGUGCCAGAGAGCAUCGACCUCUUACCUGUGGUGCAGACUGACCCCUCAGUGUGGACUGUCGAUGAAGUCUGGGCCUUUAUACAUUCUCUGCCUGGUUGUCAAGAUAUUGCAGAUGAAUUUAGAGCACAAGAAAUUGAUGGACAAGCUCUCCUUUUGUUGAAGGAGGAUCACCUUAUGAGUGCAAUGAAUAUUAAGCUUGGACCUGCAUUGAAAAUCUGUGCACGUAUCAAUUCCUUGAAAGAAUCCUAGGAGGUGAACAUGAAGGUUUAAACAAGAGUUUCUCAGUGACAGAACCAACAGUAAUAUGCCAACAUCUUCACUGUGGCAUGAGUGUUACUGUGAUGUUUUGUUAAGUAGGUGGGACUCUCCCCACAUAAAGACUUUAAAAUGUUCCUUUGAUUAUACCAGGAGUCCUCUGUAGUUUUCAACAACUAAUAAGUUUAUAGUAAAGCCUGAGUAAUGCUUUGAGUUGAACUUUUUCAUGGAAAAACAUGAAGUGAAAUAUGCUGUGCUAGGUUAGAUAUUCCCCAACAUGUACUUCAUUUUAUGAGUUAUGAUUAACCCCCCAGUCCCCACCCCAGUCUAGACACCAUUUAAAUCGUGUUGCUGUAUUCUGAAAGAUUUUUCCCACAUACAGCAGUGUUUGGACUGAACUAACAGAAGUGUCCACAGGCCCUGUGGAAGCACUAGUACCAGUAAAAUGCUAUGCAUUUAGUUGUGCUCUCUGAGUUUGUUUUAGUCUUGAGCAAAUUGUUUGUAAGGGGUAGGUUGGCAGCUGGUUUUCCUCAUGUAGGCUUACCCUCAUCUCUGCCACUAUAGUAUUUUCUUGAAGUCUGUAAAAUACUAUAAACCAUGUAGAUGUCUCAUCAAAGUCCUCGUGAUCAGGCUACUGACACUCCUGCCAGAGGUAACUGAAGCACAUGUUACUUUACUCUUUGAAUGCUGCUAUGCACUAAGGGGGCAUUAAGUGUUAGAUUUGUAGUUUCACAUGCUGCUAGUUAAGCUAGACCAGCAGUUCUCAAAUGGGGGUUCAGAGUGGACCUUGAGGAAGAGUGUGAGCUCUUGGGGUUCAGGUUCCCAAAUGCCUGGGUGUGAGGGGCUGAAAACUGCAGCCAGGACCAGCUCAUGUUGAGACAAGUUGCUUUAGACACUGGGGGUAGAGAAGGGACAGCAUAACUCAGAUGUUCUUUUUCUUGAUACCUCUUCUAACAUCUUUUUCUGUAGUGCAUUCCCAUUGCCUCACUGGAAGCUUCCAAGCACCUUUUCCUUGUCCAGUGGCCACUGUGAGCUGUGCUUGCAGUGCUCUGAGGAAGGAGCAGUGAGGUCCCCUCAGAGCUUGUGCAGGAGCAGCUGCUGCUGCCAUGAGGGAGCCUGGAGCUGCAGCUCAGCAGGAGGAAUGCCAGUGUUGGCAGCUCUGGGAGAAUGUCCUGGUUUAGUGCAAAUUUGGGAGGACCAGGACAGAGAAAUAUCCUGCUUUGUCCCUCUGGCAGGAGAUUUUGCCUUGGAUGCUGCAGACCCAGGGGGUGGGAUUUUAGUGUCCCCCUCCAUCUGCCCUCUCUCCCGCUCUGUGGGACAAAUACAUUUCCCCAGUUACUGAUGCUCGUGGAAGCUGCCUGGGCUCUGAGGCAGCAGCACCUUCUUGGCCUUUGCCUCCCCCACCUGUGCACGGAUGUUCAUGGAUGUAUUUUGUCCUUCUGUUCCCUCCCUUUUGCAGCUCCACUCCCCUUAUGUACAGACCUGGAUCCUUAAGCUCUUGUUUAGGGAAAGAAGGGUACGUGUGCUGAUAGUCAUUGUGUAUAUUUGAAUUAAAUAUGUGUAUGUGUCUGCAAAUAAUGUAUUUUUUGUAUUUUAUGCAAAUUAAUGCAUAAUAUAUGAUUGUGUAGGGAGGUAUUCAGGGGGCUGUACAGUAUUCCUGAAGAGAAGAGGAACUGACCUAAAGUUUGAGAACUGCUGCCCUAGAUCAAAAGGAGUCAAUGCACAUACACUGGCUAAAAGGCAGGUUUGUGACAGACAGAUUAAUAUGUAUAUUAACUGAUGACCUUAAAGAGUAAAUUUGAAAUACAGAAAAAUCUGUGCUUCAUUUUCCUUUAAUUAGACUAUUGCUUUGUUUCCACUAACAGAUUUUCUACCAUUACCUUCUGGAGAUCAACAUUAGAAUCAUUGUUUUAAUUACGGCUGUUUGAGGUUGCUAAUAGCAGAUGUUAUUAAUGUUUUUAUUAACCACUGAAGCUGCAAGUUAGGACAACACUUUGCAGUUGCACGCUGGUUUGUGGUGAGAACCCCUACCCAAAUGGCACCAAAGCUUUAGAGGAUGAAUUGAUGCCUGGGUUUAUUUUGGAGGGAAGUUGCUAAGCACUUUCUAAUUUGUUUUUAUUUUUUCCUAUUUUCGGUUACUGUUGUAAAAUAAACUUCUUAGUUGAAGUUCCAAUGUUUGCUAAUGUUCAUUUGAAAGACAUUCAAAUGAUGGAGACAGUGGGUUCCCAUUUGUAGCAUUUCUGUAAGAUACACAGUGUAGCAUAUCUGUAACAUAUGUUCUAAAGGAUAUGUUCUGUUUUGAUGAGCUAACUGAAGACUAAAGAUAUCUUAGAUAUUUAUCCUUUGGCUUUUGUCUUAAAGUUUUAUUAUUUUUAUACAGAAAUCUCACUGGCUAAUUUUUAAUCUGUCUUCUGAUUGUACUGUUCUUAGGCAAUGUAAAAAGUAGGGAUACAUAAAUGUGGUUUGAUAAUGGCUUAAGGUGUACUAGAAAAUGUGGACUUAGGGCUCUUGUUUAGACCUGUAGUUAAUCAGUGUUACAUGCAUGAGAAUUUCAUGGCUGCUUUAAUUUUGCUUUAUUAGACAGCUUUCAGGAGAGCUUCUGCAGCUAGUGUUUGUGUCCAGCUCAGCCAGAAUCACUGCCAGGUGCCAGGAGCCCAGAGCAGACCCAGCAAGGCACAUCUGGUCCUGUUCAUCUGGUAUGUAACAUUCCCUGUGGCUUUGGGAGAGCCACAGAUAAUGAGUUAUGCUUCAAAUAUUCAUAAGUGCAACAGCUUAGAGUGUGGGCCUUAUGCAUAUUGAAAGUUUUUUUCCUCCUUCAGUGAUUUUGGCAAUUAACUGGAACUUAAAAGCAGACAUAGCUAUACCAUCCUCUCCUGAUAGAAGUGCACUUGUACAGGAGUGUUUGCCAGUGUAGCUGUGUCAAUAAAAUAUUUUUUUUAAAAAAUCACGCUUGUAUGUGAAAGUAGGCUGGAAAAUUUCCAAGUGCAACUGAAGUCUACUUGGGAAGCUUAUGAAUUUUCUCCAAAAAGCAAUAUAAUACUUAGAGUAACAGUCCUCCAGAACCAUUUUAUGUACUGGCCAUUUGCUGUUCAGAUAGGUGAGGUUUUCCCAGGCUUACACUGCCAUUUCCCAUGGCUUUCUCACAUGUUAGUAUCCUGUACCCUCUUGCAAAAGAAGAAGUAUUAAAGAUUUUAAUUGUAUUUUAACACUUGUUCCCACAGGAUAUGUCUACAAGAAAUCUUUCUUAUUCUCUUUAUUUCCUGGGAUUUUGCUUUCUGUAUUCAGACUUGUGGUGUUGCAGGCUACCCCUCACAGUAAUGUUUGCAAUAUUUCAGCUUCUGUAGGAAUAGGUCAGAAGGGAGAUACAUUCCAUGGCUUUUCCCCUUCCUUUUUUUCCACCUCUCCAUCCUGCCCUACUCCUUAAUGCAAACUGCAGCAUUAGCUCAGGGCAAGGCCCUUUUGCAGAGCACUGGGCUUGCAGGUGUGUGUCAAGGUUUCAUCCAAUAGAACAGAACUGUAACACUUGUCUCAGCUCCAGGGUUUGUUUGGGGUUUUAAAGAAUGAUCAGAAGGGGUGUGCAGCCUCCCCUGAUCCAUCUGGCUUGCAUCAGCAUCCCUGCUUUGCAGCAGGAGCAGGCACUCCCCUGAGGAGGCUUGGCUGCCUCCACUGACUCAAAGUGCCAGUUUUGGCUCACCAGGGAGUGUCUGAAGGGGUUUUAAACAGGCUGCAUUGUAAAUCCAUUCUUUACCCAUUAACCCAUCAUUUUAUUUUCCAGAAAUGAAGUUCUUGAUGGAGGGUAAGGCCUUUGCUAGAUUUUUGUCAAUGGGACAUUU
Melozone crissalis (California towhee) is the source of this 6837-nucleotide messenger RNA. It is a transcript of the gene PHC3, whose product is annotated as polyhomeotic homolog 3. The record is from RefSeq and is a predicted model, not a curated record. The coding region runs from base 68 to 2998 and encodes 976 amino acids. NCBI's taxonomy places the organism in Eukaryota, Metazoa, Chordata, Aves, Passeriformes, Passerellidae. The transcript is spliced from 15 exons. Gene Ontology annotation, molecular function: zinc ion binding; protein binding. Gene Ontology annotation, cellular component: nucleus; PRC1 complex.